Larimichthys crocea (large yellow croaker) is the source of this 1372-nucleotide messenger RNA. Its product is annotated as patatin-like phospholipase domain-containing protein 2. Gene Ontology annotation, molecular function: triacylglycerol lipase activity. The transcript has 8 exons. Gene Ontology annotation, biological process: lipid homeostasis; triglyceride catabolic process; positive regulation of triglyceride catabolic process. Gene Ontology annotation, cellular component: cytoplasm; lipid droplet; membrane. Lineage: Eukaryota; Metazoa; Chordata; Actinopteri; Sciaenidae. The coding region runs from base 29 to 1237 and encodes 402 amino acids. The record is from RefSeq and is a predicted model, not a curated record.
UCUUGCUGGUGGAACUGAACCUGAGAAGAUGUUGGAUCUGAAGAAAGAGUGGAGCAUCUCGUUUGCAGGAUGCGGUUUUAUGGGGAUUUAUUACGUUGGCGCCACCAGUUGUAUCCUUGAGAGGUUCCCACGCCUCAUUCAUGACGCCUCGAAAAUCUAUGGAGCGUCUGCAGGUGCUUUGAUGGCUACGGUUUUAGCUGUUGGGAUCCCCCUAGAGAAAUGCUGCGCUGAUUUGAUGUUCAUGGCCACAGAGGGCAGGAAGCACAAAAUGGGAACCCUGCAUCCAUUUUACAACCUGCUGCAGAUAGUGAAGGACUCUAUGGUCAGGAGCCUGCCAGAAGACGCCCACAUUCGAGCCUCUGGGAAGCUCUCCGUGUCCCUGACCAGAGUACCUGAUGGGAAGAACGUACUAGUGUCAGAGUUUGACAGCAGAGAGGAGCUCAUCCAGGCCCUCCUAUGCAGCUGCUUCGUCCCAUUCUACUGUGGUGUUGUUCCACCCACUUACCGCGGAGUGCAUUAUGUGGACGGCGCCGUCAGCGACAACCUGCCUCGAUGUCAUCUGAGAAACACAAUCACAUUCUCUGCGUAUGCCGGUGAGAGUGAUCUCUGCCCUCGAGGAAGCACACUCAACUUCCACGAGGUGCGCUUCAACAAUGUGAGCAUCCAGGUCACCUCAGAGAACAUGUACAGAGUGAAGCGCACCUUCUUCCCACCAGAGCCUGAGGCAAUGGCUGAAAUCUGCCACAAUGGAUACAUGGAUGCUCUCCACUUCCUGCAAGACAACAAUCUGAUCAGCGGUGCGUGUCCCAUGAGAAGUCUGGAGACAGACUCACCCAAACCUGCUUGUUGUGAGCUGGUGAAGAAGUCAGCUGAAGGUGAAGCAUCCAAUGAGAGCAUAGAACACAAUGGACUGGAACCACCUCAGGAAGAGCACUGGUGGCUGGAUACACAGCUCAUAGAACACCUCCCAGUUAACAUUAAAAAGGCGUUGUGUGAGGCCUGUAGAGAGACACAUGCUGCUGGAGGUCUGUUGUCCCACAUGACGUACCUGCCAAAGAAAGUGACCUCUUACCUGCAGAUCCCCAGUAUUCUGCCCAUGGGGUCCGCCAGCUCUCUAGCUCAGAGACUCGCAAAUUGCAUCCCAGAUGUACCAAGGGACAUGAGCCGGCUCUAUGGCAUGGCUGUAGACAUAUACAAACAAGCUUGGAAGGGCGAGGUGGAGGACUAUGACAGGUAGGCAGUGUAAUAAUCAUAUCUCCUGUCCAGAUCUUCAGAAAUGUGCAGCCUGUUGCAAGCUGCAAUGCUUUACUAACCAAACUUCCCCGGAGUUUCUGUGCUCUCUCAUCCAGCAGGUUCUCGUGGAUCGUGGCUG